Messenger RNA from Pseudophryne corroboree (corroboree frog), 1788 nucleotides. It is a transcript of the gene SZRD1, whose product is annotated as SUZ RNA binding domain containing 1. The coding region runs from base 16 to 585 and encodes 189 amino acids. The transcript has 4 exons. NCBI's taxonomy places the organism in Eukaryota, Metazoa, Chordata, Amphibia, Anura, Myobatrachidae. The record is from RefSeq and is a predicted model, not a curated record.
GCACCUGUUACCCCAAUGUUGGAGCCACUGUGUGUCCCCAGGAACUGUUACCCGUGGCUCCAACCCGGGGGCAUCACAGGUCAGUGGAUUGCCAGCCGUGGUCCCUCUCCCGGGUGCUGGUGGCGUCACAGGUCAGUGGAUUGCCAGCCGUGGUCCCUCUCCCGGGGGCUGGUGGCAUCACAGGAGAUAGAUCGGCGGUUAGAGAAGAAGCUGAGGAUCACUCAGAGAGAGCGCAAAUCAAAAUCUCCUCCUAAGACGCCCGUGGUUAUACAGGACGACUCGCUCCCAGCCGGUCCGCCCCCUCAGAUCAGGAUCCUCAAGAGGCCUACAAGCAACGGCUUGGCAAGCAACCCCCAUGCCAGCAGCCGGCCCACAGUGCCUGUGAAGUCUCUGGCGCAGAGGGAGGCUGAGUACGCAGAAGCCAGGAAGCGCAUCCUGGGGAGCGCCAGUCCUGAGGAGGAGCUGGAGAAGCCAAUAGUUGAGAGGCUUGCGAGAGGACAACCAGAGGACAGCAGAACGCCUAAUAAUGUGAUCCGGCAGCCGCUGGGUCCCGACGGUUCACAGGGUUUCAAAGAGCGCAGAUAGAUGUGAAGGAGAAUGAUGCCGCAGGCCUGUCGCACCAAUGGACCUGAGCAGAGGGAAUCUCCUCGUUUACUUGCACUUUGAUGCCCUUUUUGCUCCGCCCACUGUGACCUUAAAACCCCGUGCACUGUGACCCCCCUCCCGCCACCCCUGUAGCUCCGACCACUGUGAUAAGCGCAUUGCCACAGGCUCCCCCCAGGUCUUAUAACAAGGGAAAAAGGGAGUCUGUCGAUGUGUGCAACGGGUGGGGAGGGUAGAGGUAGAGACGGCGGAGUCCUGUGCCUGCAACUGCCACUUCUAUUGAAGUUAUCGCCAGCAAUAAUGUUACCUGUCAGUCGCGUCUCCUGGGAGGUGAGUGGGUCUCAUGGCCCCCACUCUGUUCCACACAUGAGCUUUCUCAAGUGCAUGCCUGCCUCCUCACACUACAGUGGACCGGUCUUUCAUAAGGGGGGGUUUUCUCUCCAGACCUAGCGAGCAUGAGCGAAUUUUAAUCGUUUAAGACAAAGAAUAUUUUAACGAGGAAAGCUUAUUUAUAGUAUUCUACACCACACAGAACAAUAACAGUGAGUUGGUUUCCAUGCACAUCUAACACCAUUAACCGACUCCGGUCCCCACGGUGCUGACUCCAGGAUUUUGUGCGCGUUUGGUUACGGCUGCCUUUGCGCGGGAGAGGGGAAAGAGUUGCAUGAGCUUGCUGGCCCCAUGAGAUUAGUACAGCAGGCCAUCGGGGGCAGAAUGCUCAGGAAAGGCCUCUUUCGCUUCGGGGCUGGCAAUCUCUGUAUAUUGGGAUCUGCGGAGUCUGGGACAGCUUUGGUGCGGAGAUGACGUAACGCCUGGGCUGUCCCUAGCGGACGACGGAAUGUGGAAACGGAGAACACAGCUCUGCACUUGUAGUUGUGUUAUAUAGUCUGUGUCGGCCUCUUCCAGCACGGUUUUCCGUGGUUGUGGAACUGACCAGAAGAGUUCUGGACACGGCACAUGCAGUAAUUGGCGGGAGGGGUUGCUCACCUGUAUAUUUCUGGGAUGUGGGUGCAACCUGUUCCGGAUGAAUUGAGGGGGGUGGGGAAGCCAGUUCUGGCACUGGCAGCUAUGGGACGAAGGCUGUAUCUUCCAGGUUUAUGCCAAGCGCUGGACCUUGGACACAUAUUUUACUUUUAGAAUUCAGAUCAAACCAUGCAAAAUAAAAUUGAAGACGUGUAUAUUUUA